UUUACGCUCUUGAUCAGCACGCACAGCCGGUUCGAGCUACUCUCCGAGCAGCUGUCGUACUACAGCGCGUCGCCGAUGAUCUCGACCAUAGUCGUCACGUGGCACAACAUGAACAUUAAGGCACCGCCCGACGCCCGCGUCAAUGGGACGUAUAUUCGGUUCGAAAGCCCAACCACGGACAGCCUCAACAACCGCUUUCAGCCCUUAGCGUACAUUACGACCGAGGCCGUCUUCAUCCUGGACGACAUCAAGCUGCACCUGCAGGACAUGCACAACAUGUUCGCUGCCUGGAAGGAGAACAAGCAGAACCUCGUCGGGGCGUCGCCUCGCUGGGUCGAUGGUGGUUCAUCGGAGCCCGGGUCUGGCGGGCGUGCUUCCGCGCCGCACAACUUGGCCUACUUAACCCAAAGCGAGGCCUCACCGGACAAGUACGAAGGGUACAGCCUGAUGCUGACGAGGACGAUGAUGAUGCAUCGUGACUAUCUUCACCUCUACACCCACUUCGACCAGCUUCGAUCGCUCAUCUUGUCGAUCGUCGCGGCCGAAUUCAAUUGCGAGGACAUCGGCAUGAACUUCGUCGUGAACGCGGCGAGGUCCAGCGCCAACCCGCCAGGCGCCGACGCUGCGCCCCUUUUCGUACGGCCGCUGCACAGAAUUGGCGACUUCGGAAAGAUGGGCGACACGGGUCUGCACCAGAAGAAGUCGCAUACAACGGCGCGGACGGACUGCUUGAACCAGAUGAACCGAGCCUUU
Messenger RNA from Emiliania huxleyi CCMP1516, 753 nucleotides. RefSeq lists its product as hypothetical. Gene Ontology annotation, molecular function: glycosyltransferase activity. Gene Ontology annotation, cellular component: membrane. Lineage: Eukaryota; Haptophyta; Isochrysidales; Noelaerhabdaceae. The annotation marks the transcript as partial. The record is from RefSeq and is a predicted model, not a curated record. The transcript is spliced from 2 exons.